AGUUGUUGUUUUUGUGUUAUUUGUUGUUGGGUUGGGAUUUUAGAUUUUCGCUAGUAUAUUGAAAUUGGCUACUUUUAGUUAUGUGUUUCUAAACAACAGAUAAAAGUUAAACUUUAACAAUGGUUUUCAAAUUACUGCGGACUGACUCCAAUGAGCCUUGCAAAAUAAAACUACCAGUCGGUAAACAUUUGAUUGGUAGAGGGAAGUUUCUUGAUUGUGAGGACAAACGAGUUUCAAGAAACCAUGGCGAGUUGGAAGUUUUUGGUGAUACAGUAGUUAUUAAGGCGUUACACCAAAACCCAUGUUUCAUGAUAAGGAAAGGAACCGAAGAAGUUCAAAUAAUAAAGAAGGACUGUACAGUCAACCUCGAUAACGGUGACAGGUUUGGUUUGCUCCCUAACACUUACUGGUAUGAGUUAUUACACUGUGCAUUCACUGAUUGUGACAAAGAUGAUGAGCAAAUCCAAUCACAAGUCUAUGAAGAUGAUUAUAAUAGCAUAGCGACAGAACCGAUGGACUGUGGUGAUAGCACAAGACAUGAUGUGGAUGAAGUAGUGGAUUUUCACUUGAAUGACACAGUGGAAGAGAAUCCAGUUGGGUCUCCAUCAUUAUUACCUCCAGAAAACCAAAUAUCAGAAAGUCCCAGUACUGCAACAAGGCAAACAUCUAAUGAAGAACCAAAUCUUAAUGAAGCACCAAGCUCACCAGCCAAGAGAUGUCGCAGUCAGGGAAGUCACAGCCAAGAUGAUGAGAGCACAGUAAAGAAAAUCAAAACUGAACCUGUCGAAGAACAGAAACCAGAAGUAAAGUCUGAGCCUGGUUUAGAUGCGGCUGGACCCAGUAAUAAUCAAGCUGCAUCCUCCUCAAAUGCAAAUGAUGGUGGCUCAAAAUCACCACCACAAAACCAAAUACUCAGAGAGAGGUGCAUGUAUGGAGCUAACUGCUACAGAAAGAAUCCCCAGCACAAAGCUCAGUUCAGCCACCCCACGGAUCCGGACUGGGGCUCCGGGGCUCAGGUGCCGUGCCCGCGCGGCGCCGCCUGUUGCAAGACUGACCCGCGGCAUUUGCGCGACCACUCGCACCCGCCCGGCGCUCCGCAGGCGCCACAGCCGCGCCCGCUGCCGUUCCAGCCUAACCCAGGCAUGAGAGUUGUCCAAAGAAAUGGCAACAUCUACUACAUAAACGCCCACACUGUUAACUUUUUCGAUGACGAUGAUCGCGUGGAAGCUUUAGACUCUGAUGGAGAAAGUGUAGAUUUUGAUUAUGAGUUUUAAUUUUAUCUGUUACGAUCUUGAAGACGAUUAUGUUAUAUUUAUUAGUUAUACACUUUCACCGCAUUAUUGAUUACCUACUUAAAAGAAUCUACACUCAUUCCAACAAAUUAAUUUAUAGGCAAUAAGAAAAGGAAAACAAAACCUAAGAGAAAGAGUGAUAGUGAUGAAGAUGAUGAGGACCCUGCGCAGAGUAACAUUGUACAAGGGAAGAG
This is a messenger RNA of Ostrinia nubilalis (European corn borer), 1486 nucleotides long. Its product is annotated as aprataxin and PNK-like factor. The coding region runs from base 120 to 1274 and encodes 384 amino acids. Gene Ontology annotation, cellular component: site of double-strand break; nucleus. Lineage: Eukaryota; Metazoa; Arthropoda; Insecta; Lepidoptera; Crambidae. Gene Ontology annotation, biological process: double-strand break repair. The record is from RefSeq and is a predicted model, not a curated record. The transcript is spliced from 7 exons. Gene Ontology annotation, molecular function: 3'-5' exonuclease activity; protein binding; DNA-(apurinic or apyrimidinic site) endonuclease activity.